Molecule: messenger RNA, 793 nt
Organism: Darwinula stevensoni
Lineage: Eukaryota; Metazoa; Arthropoda; Ostracoda; Podocopida; Darwinulidae
Source: the annotation of a GenBank genome assembly
AUGAGUGUGACUCUCAUAUUCGCGUCCAUCAUCAUCGUGUAUCUCCUGCACGACUUCGUGAAAAAACUCCUCGUUUGGUUCAAACUCCCACCAGGUCCAUGGGGCGUACCAUUUCUGGGCUCGGUCCCCUUUCUCUUGGGAGGGCCCCUCCACAAGAAACUGGACUCUUUGAGGAAGAAGUACGGGGACAUCGUCACCGUCAGCUUAAUGCCCUACACUGAAGCAUUCAUAAUGGAAGUGCAGCGCCUGGCGCGCCUGGUCCCACUCGGCGUGGGUCAUGCUGCCACUGAAGACGUGGAAUUCGGCGGAUACCGAUUUCCCAAGGGGACGGUGUUCAUGGCGAACAUAUGGUCUUGUCACUCGGAUCCCAAUUACUGGCCGGACCCAGAAAAGUUUGAUCCUGGAAGAUUUCUCAAUUCCGACGGAUCUUUGAAGACCAAAGUUCCCAGCUUUCUCCCUUUUGCUCUUGGGAAGCGUCAAUGUCUGGGUGAAUCCUUGGCACGCAUGGAGCUUUUCUUGUUCGUGACCAUCUUCAUGCAAAAACUCACAUUUCUGACUACGACGGGACAUCCUCAUCCAAAAGCCGAGAGCGUCGACAGCUUCAUCAUCAAUUCUCCCAAGCCUUUCCAAUUCCUCGUCGAGGAGAGAAAGUAGUAGAAUGGGAAUGAUUGAUAUGCAACACGCAGGAAUAAGAUUGAUGUUCAAUACUUCUUUGCAAUCAACUCAUUUCGUGGAAAUCACGAUUGAUUGAUUUCUAUGUUCGAAAUCAUUGGUAUUAUACUCGCGGAUACAG